This is a messenger RNA of Colossoma macropomum (tambaqui), 1274 nucleotides long. RefSeq names its product C-type lectin domain family 6 member A-like. The transcript has 6 exons. The record is from RefSeq and is a predicted model, not a curated record. NCBI's taxonomy places the organism in Eukaryota, Metazoa, Chordata, Actinopteri, Characiformes, Serrasalmidae. The coding region runs from base 69 to 1106 and encodes 345 amino acids.
CUCUCUCUCUCUCUCACACACAAAUAUAGAUUAAACUGGUCUAAUGUGCCCCGUGCAUCUCUGAGCUGAUGUGUGCAGCAAUAAGUGCACACAUAUGUCUGAGGCCUGUUUUCACACCUCUGUGGUUAGAAGCUCGUCUGAUGUUGUUUCCUGUCCAGACUAUGAACUCCAGUGAACACUGCAGUUUCCGAAGGUUUAGUAGAGUAUUAGAGAAACGCAGAGAGAUAGAGAGAGAGAGAGAGAGAGAGAGAAUGGCAGAGGGAAUCUAUGAUGAUGUGAGCAGUGUUGAGCUGAGUGAAGCAGACAGAGGAGAGAGAGUGGAGAAGACGGUGGAGAUUUAUAUGAGUGCAGACGCUGUUAGAGCUCAGGAGACCAACACACAGAGGGAGACAACAACUCAGCAGACAGAUGUUAGAACAGGAAUCAGAUGUUCCAGACUGGCUGUGGUGUGUGUGGGGCUGCUGUGUGUUCUCCUGCUGACCACCAACAUAGUGCUGUACAUGUACUAUAUUAGAGACCAAACCAUCAUUGCAAACUUCACUGCAGGGAGAGAGACCCUCUUAUCCAGUAUCAGAAACCUGACUGAAGAAAGAGACCAGCUAAAGAGCAGCUACCAGAAUCUGACUGCGAAAAACAUCUUACAGACCAAAUAUGAUCAUUUAGUGAAGCUGACUGAGAAAAGCUGUUUUAAAGAACUGAAGACUUUUGGAAGCAGCUUUUACUUUCUCUCCACUGAGAAUAAGAGCUGGAGUGAGAGCAGACAGGACUGCAGAGAGGGAGGAGCAGAUCUGGUGAUCAUAAACAGCAGAGAGGAGCAGAUGUUCCUCAUUGAUCAAAAGAAAGAGAGCAGUUUCUGGAUUGGUCUGACUGAUGAAGAGACAGAAAACACAUGGAAGUGGGUGGACGGCCAACCGCUGACCGACAAAUUCUGGAGGAGCGGUGAACCCAACAAUGCUAGUGCCGAGGAGGACUGUGCUAUUUUCACCACUACAACUGAAGACAGUCAGCGAACAUGGAACGACUUUUCCUGUUCAGGGAAAGAAAACUGGAUGUGUGAAUUCAAUCUGACAAACUUCCACCUGAACACUUCAACCAAACACCAUUAGAUUUUCACUGCUGGGAUAAAGUGAUGGAGAUCAUUUAAAAUUUAGAGGAUACAGGGUUUAAAUGUUAGUAAUGAGAAUGUCUGGAGACACUGAGAAAUAGACCUCAUGCGUCAUUCUGUAGUCUGUGUCUUUUCCAUAGCAGGAACUCUGGGUCUAAGCGGAUUUUAC